Gymnodraco acuticeps is the source of this 2393-nucleotide messenger RNA. RefSeq names its product BUB3 mitotic checkpoint protein (gene bub3). The record is from RefSeq and is a predicted model, not a curated record. The transcript is spliced from 7 exons. Gene Ontology annotation, cellular component: mitotic checkpoint complex; bub1-bub3 complex; kinetochore. Lineage: Eukaryota; Metazoa; Chordata; Actinopteri; Perciformes; Bathydraconidae. Gene Ontology annotation, molecular function: ubiquitin binding. The coding region runs from base 185 to 1159 and encodes 324 amino acids. Gene Ontology annotation, biological process: mitotic spindle assembly checkpoint signaling.
UGAACAUUCGACUCAACCAAUCAGCAUCGGCGCCGCUACUAGCUAAGGAUAUAGCUCCACGCAGCCACAUUGCUUUGUAACAUUUCCACGUUAUAUAUUCUAUAUUUAGCUGGUAACCAAGAUAUAAUAAUUCCGCGGUGAAAGAAAGUUACCAUUCGCAUCGGGAGCACACGAAACCGAAGCGAUGACAGGCUCAAACGAGUACAAGCUAAACCAGGGACCAGAUGACAGCAUCUCUGCUGUCAAGUUCAGCCCCAGCGCAACACAGUUCCUCCUGGUUUCCUCCUGGGAUGGCACUGUGCGCCUAUUCGAUGUGGGAAGCAACACCAUGCGGAUGAAGUACCAGCACUCAGCUCCCGUUCUUGACUGUGCCUUUUAUGACCCAACUCAUUCUUGGAGUGGAGGUUUAGAUGCACAAUUAAAAACUCAUGAUUUGAACACAGACCAAGAUACAAUAGUUGGAACACAUGACGCCCCCAUUCGUUGUGUGGAAUACUGCCCAGAGGUUAACGUCAUGGUAACGGGCAGCUGGGACAGAUCAGUUAGGCUGUGGGACCCAAGGACGCCCUGCAACGCUGGCACCUUCACUCAGCCUGAAAAGGUGUAUACCCUGUCUGUGGCUGGAGACAGGCUGAUCGUUGGCACAGCCGGGAGACGAGUCCUGGUGUGGGAUUUGAGGAACAUGGGCUACGUACUGCAAAGGAGAGAGUCCAGUCUCAAGUAUCAGACUCGCUGCAUCAGGGCCUUCCCCAACAAACAGGGCUACGCCUUGAGUUCAAUCGAGGGACGUGUAGCUGUGGAGUACCUGGACCCAAGCCUGGAGAUUCAGAAGAAGAAGUAUGCCUUCAAAUGCCACAGACUGAAGGAGGAGGGAAUCGAGCAGGUUUACCCUGUCAAUGCCAUUUCCUUUCACAGUAUCCAUAACACCUUUGCCACAGGUGGCUCGGACGGCUUUGUGAACAUCUGGGACCCUUUCAACAAGAAGCGCCUGUGUCAGUUCCACAGGUACCCGACCAGCAUCGCCUCACUGGCCUUCAACAACGACGGCACCAUGCUCGCCAUCGCCGCCUCCUACAUGCACGAGAGGGGAGACAUCAACCACCCGGAGAACACCAUCUUCAUCCGCCAAGUCACAGACGCCGAGACGAAACCCAAGUGAGUGUCCCUCACCCCUCGUGUCCUCACUGUGGCAGUCCGCUACUCACCCAAUCUUGUAUGCAGCUGCAUUUACAAGGAGACACGUCCAGCUGCACAAUAUGCCGAUCGGUAUCUCUGUCCGUCCACUUUUCAAUAUCCGACAGUUGAAAGAUAGACAGAUGAGAACUUGGAAAUCCUCCCCCCCCCCCCCCCAGUAUGUGUAUGUGUGUAUGCUGCUGUAAAUAUAGAACCCUGCUGUACCCCCACAAUAGCCCUGUAUUAAAUACUACUUUUGUGAAACUAAAUCAAUGUUUGACCAGGAACUUUUAUAAUACCGUUGAUUGUUUUUAUGCAUUAUAUGGUCGGAUAUAUUGGACUCAAACAGUAACACAUUGUUGGUCAAAUGUUUUGCUCCUCCGAGGACAUUUGUCGUUUUCUGAAGACCAAGGUUUGAUUUUGUUGUAAUAUUGGUACAAAAAUGCUCCCACUUAUGUUCCACAGUAGCCACAUGACUUUCUCACUGUUCAUCCGAAAUAGGGAUGCACCAAGAACCCAACCCAUACCAGUGUAUAAUAAUAUGUAUGCAUUCAAACUCCAUAUUUAAUGUAUAUACUAUAUAAACAACAACUCAAAUCAUCUAUAGCCAACCCAACUGUUUGAGUAUCAGCCCGAUAUCUCUAUUGGUGCAUCCCUAGAUCAAAGUGUAAUCAAUAAACUUCUAAAACAUGUAUUUUAGCAGCUCUUUGUUUUGGUCAUACUGUUGACCCUCAGUCAGAAACACUUUAAACAUAAUUCAGUAAAUGGGAUAUCACUUGUCUCCAUGUAUGGUUCAGGGUUAGCUCCAGAGUUUUGAAUGGGUUUAAAUCUCCUGUUUUUGGUUCACAGGUCAACCUAAGUGGGCCUGGGAAUGGUUCCCUCUGCGUAUGAAGCCUUUAUCACAUUUGGGUUAUCUGCUGGCAUCCAGUGUACCAUUACCAUAUAUAUCGCUGUCAUUUAUUACAAUUCCAAGAACAGUUUUUAUUUCCCUCUUUGACUUCUUGUUUGUUCUAACUCUACUUUGUGUCUCUUGUUUUAUGUAUCUUUUGUAAACCAACUUUUGUUUUCUUGACUAAAGCUUAAUUUUAUAUUCUCCUAUUUUGUCUUGUUCUGCUUGGUUAUUGUGCAGUGGAUGAUGGAGUUACAUUGAAUCUUGUAACACUGAUUACAUUUUGUUUUGUUUUAAACGUUGACAGUAUGAUAAAACAUGUUUAUAUCAA